This is a messenger RNA of Orbicella faveolata, 394 nucleotides long. RefSeq names its product MAM and LDL-receptor class A domain-containing protein 1-like. Gene Ontology annotation, molecular function: serine-type endopeptidase activity. Gene Ontology annotation, biological process: proteolysis. Lineage: Eukaryota; Metazoa; Cnidaria; Anthozoa; Scleractinia; Merulinidae. The record is from RefSeq and is a predicted model, not a curated record. Gene Ontology annotation, cellular component: membrane.
UCUCCAGUUCUACUAUCACAUGUAUGGUGCAGACAUGGGGACAUUAACUGUGAAAUUAAAUGGAAUCAAAUUGUUCAAUGCAAGGGGGGAUCAAGGCAAUUUGUGGUUGGGAGCGGCUUUUGAUGUAAAUUUAUCAGGAAUGUACACGGUUACAUUUGAAGCAACAAAGGGACUUGAUUACCGAAGUGACAUCGCAAUAGACGACUUUAUGUUGGAAUCAGGAUAUUGUCGUUCAACCUUUAGUUGCAACUUUGAUACAUCCAUGUGCGGUUUUGUCCAGGAUAGUAAUGAUGACUUUGACUGGACACGACAUCAGGGAAGCACUCUUUCUAGUGGUACUGGACCAUCUGCUGACCACACCACUGGAAAUGGUAUGAAUAUAGACCUUCCUUGA